Molecule: messenger RNA, 2315 nt
Organism: Cebus imitator (Panamanian white-faced capuchin)
Lineage: Eukaryota; Metazoa; Chordata; Mammalia; Primates; Cebidae
Gene: SCNN1D
Product: sodium channel epithelial 1 subunit delta
Biological process (GO): sodium ion transmembrane transport
Cellular component (GO): membrane
Molecular function (GO): ligand-gated sodium channel activity
Source: RefSeq, a predicted model, not a curated record
CAGCCGCCCUGCAAUGGCUGAGCUCCGCAGCUCAGGUGGGAGAAUGGAAGCAGCUGCACAGGGGGGCUCCCCCCUCGAGGCUGGAGCGCAGACGCCCCCUGGGCCCGGGCCAUCAUCACUGCCAACGCUGCCACCCAAGGAGGGGCACCAGGAGGGGCUGGUGGAGCUGCCCGCCUCGUUCCACGAGCUGUUCACCUUCUUCUGCACCAAUGCCACCAUCCAUGGCGCCAUCCGCCUGGUCUGCUCCAGUGGGAACCGCCUCAAGACGUCGUCCUGGGCGCUGCUGUUCCUGGGUGCCCUGGCCGCGCUGUGCUGGCAGCUCGGGCUCCUCUUCCAGCACCACUGGCUGCGCCCGGUCCUCAUGGCCGUCUCUGUGCACUCGGAGCGCAAGCUGCUCCCCCUGGUCACCCUGUGCGACGGGAACCCACGCCGGCCGAGUACCAUCCUCCACCAUCUGGAGGUGCUGGACAAGUUCGCCCAGGAGAACAUUCACUCCUUGUACAAGGUCAACUUCAGCAAAGGGAGAGACGCCCUCGCUGCCAUCGUCUCCCCCCUUGAUCCCCACUUCCACCUGGACCGGGAGAUCCGUCUGCAGAGGCUGAGCCACUCGGGCAGCCGAAUCAGAGUGGGGUUCAGACUGUGCAACAGCACGGGCAGCGACUGCUUCUACCGCGGCUACUCAUCAGGCGUGGCGGCCAUUCGGGACUGGUACCGCUUCCACUACAUGGACAUCCUCGCUCUGCUGCCCACAGCAUGGGAGGAGAGCCACGGGAGCCACAAUGGCCGCUUUGUCCUUUCCUGCAGUUAUGACGGCAAGGACUGUCAGGACCGGCAGUUCCAGACCUUCCACCACCCUACCCAUGGCAGCUGCUACACCGUUGAUGGCAUCUGGACAGCCCAGCGCCCUGGCAUCACCCACGGAAUCGGCCUGGUCCUCAGGGUUGAGCAGCAGGCCCACCUCCCCUUGCUGUCCACGCAAGCCGGCAUCAAGGUCAUGGUCCACGGCCACAACCACACGCCCUUCCUGGAGCACCACAGCUUCAGCAUCCGGCCGGGGACAGAGACCACCAUCAGCAUCCGAGAGGACGAGGUGCACCGGCUCGGGGGCCCUUACGGCCACUGCACGGCAGGCGGGGAGGGCAUGGAGGUGCAACUGCUGCACAACGCCUCCUACACCAGGCAGGCCUGCCUGGUGUCCUGCUUCCAGCAGCUGAUGGUGGAGACCUGCUCCUGCGGCUACUACCUGUACCCACUGCCGGCUGGGGCUGAGCACUGCAGCUCCGCCCGGCACCCUGCCUGGGGGCACUGCUUCUACCGCCUCUACCAGGACUUGGAGACCCACCGGCUCCCCUGUGCCUCCCGCUGCCCCAGGCCCUGCAGGGAAUCUGCAUUCAAGGUCUCUGCUGGGACCUCCAGGUGGCCUUCCGCCAAGUCGGCUGACUGGACUCUGGCUGCGCUUGGUGAGCAGCGACUGCCACGUCAGAGCCACGGGCAGAGGAGCAACCUGGCCAAAAUGAACAUCAUCUACCAGGAGCUCAACUACCGCUCAGUGCAGGAGGCGCCCCUGUACUCGGUGCCACAGCUGCUCUCCGCCAUGGGCAGCCUCUGCAGCCUGUGGUUUGGGGCCUCUGUCCUCUCCCUCCUGGAGCUCCUAGAGCUGCUGCUGGACGCUUCGGCCCUCACCCUGCUGCUGGGUGGCCGCAGGCUCCGCAGGGCGUGGUUCUCCUGGCCAAGGGCCCGCCCUGCCUCGGGGCUAUCCAACAUCAAGCUAGGGGUCAGCCAGAUGCCCACACCUGCAGGUGAGACGUGCCAUCCAGGGCCUAGCGGGCCUCAUCUCCCAUGGAUGGUGCCACAGGCUCUGGCGAGAGUCUCAGCCAAAGAGAGCCGGGCUAGGCCCCUGCCCCUUGAGACCCGGCACCUGAACCGGCCCCACCAGGGCCCUCUCAUCUCUUAGCCUGGUCCUUGGAGCUGUGGCAGCAACAGGCUGCCCGGCUUCCCAGGGUGGGCCAGACCAGCGGCUAGAGCAGCACACGUGGCCUGUGGGCAGGCAGGUGCCAGGCAUGUCAGGGCCUCCGGUCAACCACCCACCCUGCCUGGGGUGGGUCUCUGGGAGGCCCAGGGCGGAGGGGGGAUUCCCACGUGCAAGAGUCAAUUCUGCAGCUGGAAGUACUGACGUGCAGUGGUGCGCCCAUGUGCAUGUCCGUCUCUGCGUGUCCACACGUCUGAUGCGCCCGUGUGCAUGUCCGUCUCUGCGUGUCCACACGUCUGAUGCGCCCGUGUGCAUGUCCGUCUCUGCGUGUCCACACGUCUGAUGC